Molecule: messenger RNA, 5407 nt
Organism: Armigeres subalbatus
Lineage: Eukaryota; Metazoa; Arthropoda; Insecta; Diptera; Culicidae
Product: NACHT and WD repeat domain-containing protein 2
Exons: 16
Coding region: 144-5264 (1706 amino acids)
Molecular function (GO): protein binding
Source: RefSeq, a predicted model, not a curated record
ACAACUCUGCAGAGGACUUUUCAGCAGUUCCCAGGAACCUUUCGAGCUUAACACACCUAAUAGGAAAGCAGAUCCAGGAUUUCCGUUGAAAGUGAUAGAAUAUCUUCUGAGCAGCGAAAGUUUAUUCAGAAAUAUCCAUUAAGAUGGACGAUCGUACAAUUGAUACGAUAUUCGCGGGUUCGCUUGAAAAUUUGCCCCCGGUGAGCUCUAAAAUUGUUCGGAUUUUCACCAGUUCCACGUUCACGGACACAACCAUGGAACGUAACAAUUUGAUGGCCAAAUGCUACCCAAGGAUUAAGGAUUACUGCCGAGAAAAACAUGGAUUGGAAUUUCAGGUUGUCGACAUGAGAUGGGGCGUAAGAGAUGAAGCCACCGAUGAUCACAUGACUACUGAACUUUGCAUGCGGGAGAUCAAAAACUGUCAGCGGUUAUCGAUGGGUCCGAAUUUCGUCGUGUUCCUCGGUCAAAAAUAUGGUUAUCGGCCAAUACCUACCUACAUUUUGUCCUCAGAGCUGCAGUUGAUCAGAGAUGACCUCGCAGCUAUGGGUAUUGAUGUUUCCCUGUUAGACUUAUGGUACAAGAAAGACAGCAAUGCAGUACCCCCCAUAUCCAUCCUUCAACCAAUAUCAUCGAUCCUGACCAAUUUCAACAACAAGCGCGUUCCCAAAUUACAAGCAGAAGAUCAAGCGGUUUGGUGGGAUACCAUGACCAAAAUGCAAAAACUGUUCCGCAAAGGUGCAGCUUCGCUGUUCUCCCAGGGCAAAUUGGACAAGGAUCAAACUCAUAAUUAUUUCAUGUCAGUGACUGAGCGAGAAGUUAUCAAUGGUGUUUUGAACGUCAAGAAUACUAAGAAUCAUUGUCUGGCUUACAUUCGAUACAUCAACAACAUAAACUUGCAAAAUCUGAAGAAAGCCUCACUCUAUGUGGAUAUUCUUAAUCGUAGCUUAGAUACCGAAGCAUGUAAACUCCUUGCUGACUUACGAGAUGUUCGAGUGCCGAAUCGAAUCGAAGCAUCCAAUAUACAGAAAUAUACCAUUGAAUGGAUCGGUCGGGAGGGACUGGAUGUUGAAACCCACGAGGAGUAUUUAAACCAUUUCAUUACACAUUUCUACAAAAAUAUUGUUAAACUUGUAGAUCGUGCUAUGCGCAAAGAGGAUUCCAGUGCCCAGGGCCAGAUUGUAACUGAGAUACUGCAGCAUCUUCACGCCUGUAACAAUUCGGUCAAGGUGUUCUAUGGUCGUGAGGAACAGCUGAAGCGAAUUGAGAGUUACAUGCUAGGAACUUGUGAUAAACCUUUGGUACUGUAUGGAGAAGGUGGCUGUGGAAAAACUUCUCUACUGGCUAAGAGUGCAGCUUUAACGUUUACCGAAUGGUUCGCCAAGGUUAGGCCUAUCAGCAUAAUCCGAUUUCUUGGAACGACUCCAGAUUCUAGUGCUCUCACCCCUACGCUGAUUUCAAUUUGUCAACAGAUAUCAUAUAACUUCAUGUUACCUUUUGAUCAAAUACCAGAUGAUUUAGUUCCGUUAACCGCGCAUUUUAAGCAACUUCUUACCUACGCCAGUAAACAACAACCUCUAUUACUGUUCCUCGAUUCCGUUGACCAGCUAACAGGGACUCAAGAUUCUAGCAAAGUUUCCUGGCUACCUACUCGACUACCACCACUUUGCAGAAUUAUUGUUACAUGUGCCGCAGAAGAAUCCAACCCGGUAGUGUCCCAGGAGUACCAUCUAUUGCGACGCAUGAUCGAUAUUGAAGACAACUUCAUCGAAGUUACGGCUUUGGGCGAAGACCUGGCAAUGAACGUUAUCAAGAUGUGGAUGGCAACUGCUUGUCGGGAUCUCUCCAAUUAUCAGUGGCGCCUAGUAGCAAACGCGAUCGGCAAAUGUUCUCUGCCGAUUUUCGUCAAACUUGUUUUUGCGGAAAUCUGCCGCUGGAGAAGCUACACACGGCCGCAGGAUACCCAUCUGGCUUCGACCGUCAUGGAUAGUAUUAUGAUGCUUUUUGAGCGUAUUGAGAAGCAGCACGGACGAAUCCUUGUAUUCCACGCACUGGCUUACAUCACUGCGGCAAAGUCAGGACUUUCGGAGAGUGAGCUGGAGGAUUUGAUCUCACUGGAUGAUCGCGUACUCGACGACGUCUAUCAGUACCAUUUGCCGCCAGUUCGUCGAAUUCCUCCUUUGUUGUGGACACGAAUCCGUAAUGACCUGCCCAACUAUCUCAGUGAACGGGAAGCAGAUGGAGUAAACGUUAUGAACUGGUACCAUAGGCAAUUCAGAGACACCGCUAAAGAGCGAUACUUUAAGAACAUGAAUAUGGCAAUCUAUUUUCACUCAAUGAUCGCCGAUUACUAUCUUGGAAUCUGGGGUGGAAAACCGAAGCCGUUCAAGUACACGGAGAUUCAGAGGCACCGUUUUGGCCUAACGGAUAAAGAAGGUAUCGCUGAUAGAAAAGUUCCCAUUCAACCAUUAGUUUUCACCAAUAAAGAAGGCAAAGUCACUCGAUAUAAUCUAAGGAAGUUUGGAGAACUGCCUUUCCAUUUGGUGCGAUCUAGACGGUUCACGGAUCUGUACGAAAACGUACUUUUCAACUACGACUGGUUGCACGCAAAGUUGUCCAGCUGCCCCCUGCAGGCCGUUCUGGCUGAUUUCGAAGAUGCCUCGGUGAAUAUUGACGAUAAAGAUGCCAAACGUGAGCUUAUGUUGGUAGCCGAUGCACUUCGACUAGGCGGUGCUAUUCUCGGUGUCUAUCCAAACAUGCUGGCGGCGCAGUUGAUCGGUCGUUUGCUGCCUGAAAUUGGCGGAAAUCCCAACAUUAAGAUGUUGCUUGAAGCUUGCGAUAAAUCAGGCCCCAAGGACUCCGCUCUCAUUCCCCUAAACCACUGUCUCCACACACCAGGAGGACCAUUGAAGUACUCUCUGGAAGGGCAUCAGUUUGCGGUGUUUGGGUUCUGUCUUACCAGCGAUUAUCGCUACAUGGUGUCGAUUUCAACUCGAUUUAUCACGUGGGAUUUGUCCACUUCCGACUUAACGCGUGACGUGAAUCCCGGCAUGGAAGGGAUUAUGCAGCAGUUGGUUCUCAGCCCCGACAACAAGUGGGCUGCCGCAUACACAAAUAACAGCCAGAGUGUGCUGCUGAAUAUGCUGUCGAGUGAAUUCGCAAUCGUGGACAACCCUUUCAAUGAAAAUGAACCAAUUACCGGACUGUAUCUACUAAACAAGAACCUAUUCCUGCACACAAAACUUCGCUACGCUUAUUAUGACAUGCGAGGAACAUUGAUUGAGAAGCAGCAACUCAACGAUGUUACCGAUGAGUGGGAACUGUUAUUCAUGGAAUUCUCAUCAUUCACUGACUUCUUCGCAAUUCUAUGGUCUGGUGUUAUAAACGACACCAGACUGAUGCUGUAUACCAGCAAGGACGAGUACAAAAUUCCCAUGAUAACUAUGCACAGUGUAACCACCAUGAAGAAAGACAGGAAGACAAUGUAUUGUUGCCACCAGGAAAACCUUUACCAGGUCAGCGAAUUCCAAUACGAGGAGAACGAGGAAGAAAAAACGGCAGAAUGGAAACAUGUGCGCGACUUGCCACGUUAUGAGAAUGAUGUCAAGGAAAUGGCUCUUCAGCUCAAGAUGGAUCAAAACGACCGAUUUCUGUUGGCCAGCACUGCUAACGGCUUCGUCGUUUGGGACUUUGACCAGGAAGAUCCCAUCUCUGAGGAAGCCAUAUAUCUUGCAUUACCCCAUGGCGUACGCAAUAUUUCCACAAAGAUGACUCAAUCGAACUCUGUCAUGAUCAGCUCCAAGGUGGAUUACGCGGUAGCUGGUGUUAGGAAGAGCCUGUACGUAUGGUGCGUGAAGACGAAACAACUGAUGAAAGUUUUGGAUGCGCAUUUUGGAAGGAUCAUGCAACUUGAGGCACUGACUAUCGGCACGUGGAACAGUGUGAUUACAUCCAGUAUCGAUAGGUCGGUCAAAAUUUGGAACAUCAACAAUAUUUUUGAGCAGGUCCACGUUAUCGACAGGCAUGAACUGCAAAUUGAUGGCAUUAGUCUUUCAGAAAACGGCGAGCUGGCAGUAACCGUAACGCGAUGCUGUGUCGGAGUUUGGGAAAUAAGAACGGGUCGAUUGCUAUCCAAGCUGGCGGACAGCCCGCUAGGAGCUAUCGUAACGCACGCAGAGAUUACACCGGACGGACGAUAUAUUGUAUCAUCGGAAACAGGGAAAAUCCUUAUAUGGAACCGAGUAACCGAACAAGUGCUUUCGCGUGACUCCCAACCGGGUAUACAGCAAUUGAACUUUUUGGAGAAUGGAGAUAAAUUUUUAGCUGUGUCCUGUCCCAAUGCAACUAACGCAUCGGCCACAGCCGGAGGCGAUGAACAGAAACUUUUGGCACAUGUUAAAGUGCGCAGUAUCCCGGAUGGACAAAUGAUCUUUAAUUUCGAAUAUCCCGUCCGAUUGGUGCCUGGAUUACCAUUCCGGUGCGCAGUUGUGACGGCUGAUGGUCAGCAUAUAGUUUGUGCUUCGGUGGAUAAAAACAAUAAGGACUCAGUAUGGGUGUACAGCGCCAUCAAUGGAACUCAUGAGCACAAGAUUUCCCUGAAAGGAUGCAACAUCAAAGAGGUUGCUUCGUUGUUGCCUCUUCCACAUAAACCUACGCAGGUCGCGGUCAUAACUAAUGAAAAGGGAAGUAUUAUGGAUAUAAAGACCAGGAAGCAUGUCCGAUCCAUUCCGAAAUGGGGAGGCACAAGCACAAGAGAUGGUAAGUUUGGUCUCUACGCACCAUCCCGAGGAGGCCUAGAACUUUUGGAACUGAAGAAAGGCUCUACAGUGAAGACCUUCAUACCCAAAGUUGCUGAAGGUGUAUUCACGGUUAUUUGUAUGUUCACCGAUACGGACGAGUAUGUUCUAUACUACCACAGCGGCAGAAAAACCCUGCGAGUAUUUCGCACCAGCGAUACUGAAAUGAUCGCCAACUACCGCAUGCAAGCGGAACUAACCGCCAUUAAAAGCACUUCGGAUGGAAAAAGUCUGGUACUAGGUACAGUUGAUGGUUGUAUUUCGGUAUUGGCAAUAGCAGACCAGGAGAAGCCCGAAAUGCAAGAUUUCCUCAAACAGCUACCUUCGCGUGAUGCAAACUGGAAGAAAAAACUUGCGAAGCAAAAAGCUUCGGCCAGAUUCAAAGCCGCAAUGAGAUUGGCAUCUAUCUCAACUCGAUUCGGAACACCGAUUGAAGAUGAUGAAGAUGAUCAAGACAAAGAUGACAACUAGUUAAAUCAACUUCUUUUAUAACCCACAAUCUGUUUGAACAUUUGUUAAACAAUUGUAUUGAAUUAAAUGUAUGUUAUCAAAUUCCUGCAAAUCGUUCCAUAAAACCUAGAUUAGAAUAAAUCCUACUAAGAAUAAGCAUUAGA